AUGGCUCCUCCUUCAACUAUACUUGAAAGACCUUUCAAGCAAACUUUUGAGCUAACUGAAGCAAAGAAGGGUGUCAUCUCUAUGUCGUCGGAUGAAUCCAACUCAAAUAUCAAGUUCGCAGACUGGGAUGCUUUCAAAUUUGCACCGAUAAGGGAGUCAACGGUUUCACGUGCCAUGACUCGCAGAUAUUUCGCAGACUUGGAUAAAUACGCUGAGUCCGACGUCGUUAUCAUUGGGGCAGGAUCAGCAGGCUUAUCAGCUGCCUACGUGUUAGCAAAAAAUCGUCCUGAGCUUAAAAUUGCUAUAAUCGAAGCUAAUGUGAGUCCUGGAGGAGGAUGUUGGUUAGGAGGUCAAUUGUUCUCAGCAAUGGUAUUGCGAAAGCCUGCUCAUCUUUUCUUGGAAGAAUUGGAGCUCGAAUAUGAGGAUGAAGGAGACUAUGUUGUAGUAAAGCAUGCAGCAUUCUUUAUGUCAACUCUAUUAUCGAAGGUGCUUCUGUUUCCAAACGUCAAGUUGUUCAAUGCAACGGCUGUUGAAGACUUGAUUACUAGCCGUGAUGAAGUCACUGGCGAUUUGAGGAUCGCUGGAGUUGUGACCAACUGGACACUUGUAUCUCUUAACCAUGACACCCAGUCUUGUAUGGACCCUAAUACUAUCAAUUCCAGCGUUGUUUUAUCUGCCGCAGGACAUGAUGGUCCAUUCGGUGCCACUAGUGCUAAGAGAUUAGAGGACUUGGGCGUUCUUAAAAUGGGUCAUAUGAGAGGAUUAGAUAUGAAUUCAGCCGAAGAUGCUAUUGUUAAAGGUACAAGAGAAGUCGCCCCAGGUUUGGUAAUGACUGGUAUGGAACUAGCUGAGGUUGAUGGCUCAAAUAGAAUGGGCCCGACUUUUGGAGCCAUGGCCCUUUCAGGCGUCAAAGCUGCCGAAUCCGUUUUGAAUGUCUUUGAUAAAAGGAAGAAACAGAACUCUUAUUAG
Priceomyces carsonii is the source of this 969-nucleotide messenger RNA. RefSeq names its product thiamine thiazole synthase (gene THI4). The coding region runs from base 1 to 969 and encodes 322 amino acids. The record is from RefSeq and is a predicted model, not a curated record. The transcript has a single exon. Gene Ontology annotation, biological process: thiamine biosynthetic process. Lineage: Eukaryota; Fungi; Ascomycota; Pichiomycetes; Serinales; Debaryomycetaceae.